This is a messenger RNA of Amphiprion ocellaris (clown anemonefish), 1296 nucleotides long. RefSeq lists its product as uncharacterized. The record is from RefSeq and is a predicted model, not a curated record. The transcript is spliced from 6 exons. Lineage: Eukaryota; Metazoa; Chordata; Actinopteri; Pomacentridae. The coding region runs from base 103 to 753 and encodes 216 amino acids.
UAUUUGCCAGUUGGGUAAACUUUGCUCCCACAGCCCGAGUCAAUAAAUUCCCCUGUCACAGCUUUCUGCCUUCAAUUCUGGGGCAGAGAAAUCACAGCGGCCAUGGCGUCGAGGGCGACUCUGACCUGGCUUUGCUCCCUCGCAGUUUUGUCCUGCUCUGCAGCUCAGGAAACUAUACCCAAGAACUGCAGCUCACAAAAUCAAGUAUUUGACCGUCUGUCAGCUGAUCUCAAGGUGGCAGCAGAGUGCGGUGAAACUCCUCCGUCUGACUGGACAGCUCAGCAGACGGCUUCACUGUUGAUCUACAUGAGGAGUCUGACGGAUGCUCUGCAUAAACACCAGCUGAAAGAAUGCCAAGUUGUUGAGCCAAUAAAAUGCCAGGAGGCUGAAGUGCCAAGCAAUGGAGGGCUGGCAUGUGUCACCGUUGGCAACAAGCGCUACUGCAAACCUCUGUGCAACCAUGGAUACGAUUUUGGUUUUCUGAGGAGGAGCCGUGUGUUUGAGGAAUGCAGCGAGCAGACAGGAUAUAAAUGGCAAAGUCAGUACAUAGGAGGAAACAAGCUGGCUGUGUGCAACGAAGCACUUAUUCAGGUUUCAGGAGCAAAGACAGCGUAUUUUCCCGAAGAUCAGGACUGUCUAGUGACCAAGAGCAGCAGCCAACUGACGGAGAGAAUCAUGGAAGCUUUUACCGCUGAGUUGAAGAAUCAAAACAUAGACGGAGAGCUGCAGGACACCUGUCUUGUAUGUGGAUAACUGGGAUGGAAAAGAGAAACAAAUGUAGAAAAAUGCAUCAACCAUGUCAGGAAUGUUGUGAUAUAAAACAUAGUCAUGUUGCAUUGGGAAAGGUUCAACAAAUGUAUUCCUGAACCUUUUUUAGCUUCUUUUAGAGGAAGUAAGCACUUAUGUAAGUAAUCAUGUUUUUUCAUUCUAUUCCAUUUGUAACACCGCAUUUGUUGUUUAUUUGUUUGUUAGCAUUUGUAACACCGCAAUAACAAUUUUAUAUUUAGUGAAGUGGCUUUUAACUACGGUAGUUUAACUUGUUUGUGUGCAGGUCGCAUUAAAAAAUUGUCACCUAAGACAAUAUAUUCUCCUUUCUACAAGUUUUUUCAUCUUUGGAAAGUUAAAAUCAACAUUUCUUAUAUAGUACAGAAAAUAAAUACAUACACUAUCCAAUAAAAAAGUUAUUUCUGUUCACUAUAUAAGCUGUUAAAUGUGUGUUUCUCCUUUGAGAAUCUGGACAAACUCUGUUAUUCUUCAUACUGUAUAUGAUAUUAAAUCUGCCAACAACCCAGCAAA